This is a messenger RNA of Pelagomonas calceolata, 2280 nucleotides long. NCBI's taxonomy places the organism in Eukaryota, Pelagophyceae, Pelagomonadales, Pelagomonadaceae. The record is from the annotation of a GenBank genome assembly.
CCGAACUUUCAGGCGCGGGACGCGGCAUAGCGCAUUCCUCGCGCUUAAAACGGUGUUUCCCGUGCACACGCAUGCUGCUGCUGCUGCCCUGCGAGCGCUGCCUGCAUCUAGCAGCGCAACCGUAACGUUGGCGAUUACAGCACCAGUGAACAGCAGCACCAGUGAAUCUGUCCGCAGCCAUGGCCGACGAGAAGAAGGACGACAUCACAGCCUUCGCGAAAGCACGGCUGCAGGACCCGUCGCCCAGGAAAGCGCGACGGCAAGGCCGCCACCGGAACUCGCACAGCACGACGGCCGUCCCCGAGCUCUGGCUUAGAGUGAGCGAGCGGCGCGCGGACCACUUCGAGGAGGACUGCGAGGUGGAAGGCGACGACUGGUACUUCUCCGGCCCCUAUUCGGCCGAAAGCUCUUCCCUCCGAGCGGAGGCGGAACGUAGUCCUCGAUUGGAUUUUGGGGGAAGACCCUCACCGGGCUACCACGCUUUAUUGUAUGGCGCUUUGAGGGACGGCUCGGCGUCGCCGAUGACGCCCCAUACCAUCGUAAGAGUAUCAAGAAGACGAUGGUUGAUGUUGGCUUAUCUAUCGUUACUAGCUCUACUCUCAGAUUGGAUCUGCUUCUCGGCGGCACCCAUAGCGCCUCUGGUGAGGCGGAACUUCCGGGUCCACGACGCGCAUUUGGUGACGUGUUUUCUCGCCACAAAUGUCAUUUUCUGUCUACUGGAACCGUCGGUGGUCAAAGUGUGCGGUUUGAGAGUAGCGGUCGUCGGCGGCGCCCUCGCGAUGGCUCUUGGUUGUUUACUACGAAGCGCGGCGGCGGAGGUCGCGGUCUACGAGCAGGCUUACCUGUCGGACGACGACGACUCGUUAUCCCUAGAUAUGGCUCCUGGGUAUUUAGUAGUAGCAGGCACCAUGCUCGUCGGCGCGGCGCAGCCCUUCUUCCAGUGCACGCCUUCCUUACUAGCUGCCAACUGGUUCGGCGAGUCGGAAACAACUCUAGCCGCUACGUUAGCACUAAACAGCAAUCAGUUGGGCAUCGCUCUAGCGUAUGCGGUCGGUGCGGGUCUAGUCCGGACGGACGCGGAUCUAGCUUUAUAUUUUAGAGGAUUGGCUGUGUUUGGCUGUCUGUUGUUUAUUGGGUGCGCGGCUCAUUUCCGGUCCUUACCAAAGAAAGCACCGUCACUCGCGCAGAUGGCGGCCUUGAAGCGCGCCAAGGAUCUAGAAGAACGGAGACGAUGCUUCGACGCGCUGCGACGGGCCGAAUUGGGAGGAACGCCCAAGGUCGUUCCCGAGAAGACGUCGUCGUCGAACCUAUCACUCCUCGAGAGGCGAGUCUACGGCAAGCCCAUCACGCACUGGUUGGUCCAUGGGCGGCAGCUGGGGCACGGUGCCUUGGACCUCGGGACGGAUUUGUUACGGUCUUCAUUACGGUUGUGGUCGUCGUCGGGGUUCCGAGGAUGUCUGAUAGCGUUUGUUUCUUCCAUAGCGUCUACGAACUUGUUUUCCGCCUUCUUGCCUCAUCUCGUGUAUGAGGGAGAAGGGAGCGCGGUCGAUUUAGGAUUGGUGGCGCCGCAGAAGUCGCGGCACCAAGCCACACGAGUCGCGGCGCUGGGGUCGGCGUUCCAGGUCGCUAUUCUACUAGGUUCACUAACUUUCGGCGGCUACGUCGACUGGUCCAAGCGCUACAAGACGGCUACUGGAUUGGCUAUGAUUGGUACCGUAGUAGCGCUGUUAUUCAUCGGGGACGGCGCGGUCGUGCGCCAGCGCCUAGAUUGUACUGUCCUACUAUUAGGCUGUCUCGCGGGCCCCGUCCAGCCGUUAGCGGCGGAGUUAGCGGUAGAAGUGACCUAUCCGGAGGGAGACGAGAACACGAUCGUCGCCCUGAUGCAAACGGCUGGCAAUGGCAUCAGCGCGCUGGCGGUGCCGGCGUUCCUUGCGUUGCAGCGCUUCUACCGCGCGCGGACGACGGAUUACCAGUUGCGGGUGGAGUAUUUGGUGCUGGCGUUGUUGAAUGCUCUUGCGACGGGCUACUUCCUCUGCCGCGUCUACGGAGAACCCCUGAAACGGUGCGCGGCCAACCAGUCGCGACCGGCGUCGCGCGCCACGACGCCGGUCGAGAACGGCGCCGAGGACACGCCGACGGCGGAGCUGCGUGGUCGGAGGCCUUCGGUGGACUUCCUGCCGAUCGCUUCGAAUCAACGGGGCGUCUCGGACGGGUACGGGUCCACGCAAAAGAUGUCGCUGUGACUGAUGUGGUAUCUGAUAUGUAAAUUAUGUAUAUUGC